Molecule: messenger RNA, 222 nt
Organism: Cavia porcellus (domestic guinea pig)
Lineage: Eukaryota; Metazoa; Chordata; Mammalia; Rodentia; Caviidae
Product: ubiquitin-fold modifier 1-like
Exons: 1
Coding region: 1-222 (73 amino acids)
Biological process (GO): protein K69-linked ufmylation
Cellular component (GO): cytoplasm; nucleus
Source: RefSeq, a predicted model, not a curated record
AUGUUGAAAGUUUCCUUUAAGAUUAUGUUGAUGUCUGAUAUGCAGUUGCCAUAUAACGUAUUCAGUGUUCUUGAAGGUAUAUUGCUCAUGUUGAUCUUAAGGUUUGAAGCAGAAUUUAAGAUUCCUACAGUAAUAAGCAAAAUUAUUUUCCAACCUAGAUUAGGAAUAAAUCCUGCAAUUACUGCAGGAAAUGUUUUCCUAGAGCAUGGCUCAGAACUGUGA